Molecule: messenger RNA, 2017 nt
Organism: Vespa velutina
Lineage: Eukaryota; Metazoa; Arthropoda; Insecta; Hymenoptera; Vespidae
Gene: Ercc1
Product: DNA excision repair protein ERCC-1
Exons: 5
Coding region: 1067-1795 (242 amino acids)
Biological process (GO): meiotic mismatch repair; UV-damage excision repair; nucleotide-excision repair
Cellular component (GO): ERCC4-ERCC1 complex; nucleus; nucleotide-excision repair factor 1 complex
Molecular function (GO): damaged DNA binding; single-stranded DNA binding
Source: RefSeq, a predicted model, not a curated record
UAAUAUAACAAUAAUAUAAUAAAAAGAAAACAAAUUAAUAUUUAUAUUAUUUGAAUUAUAACUAAUGAAUAUUUGGAGAAAGGAAAACGUUUGAAUGAGAUUAUGGAACGCAAAGUGAACAAUAUAAACAAACAAGAUACAGAACUACUCAGUGAAAUAAGGAAAGGUUGGGGAAAAAAAUGUAUAGCAUUAUUUGAAGGUUAUAGAUAUUUAUAUAGUAGUUUAUACUUACCAAUAAAUACGUUGAAUAGCGUAAUCGCUUUUCUCUAAAGAGUCAGCUAGAAUAAUUUGACUUAAUUCAAUUUUAACUUCUUUUUUAUCGUUAUUGUUCGAUUUAUUACUUCUACGUUUUAUACUGGAAUAUAUUUUUUUGACACCUCGAAGCAUGUUAUUACGAUAUUUCGAAGCUAAGAGGACUAGCCCCACAGUUACGCAAACAAGAAACAUAUUUUUUCGUAUUUGAAGCAUUAAAUUAAAUACCGAAUUAAUAUAAACUUAUUAAAACUCUACUCAAUAAUAUACAAUUUUUCGUUUCAAUAUACAGAGGUUAUAAAUAAUUUAUGGAUUAAGAAAUAACGCGGGCAAAGUUUACUAAAUUAAUAAUAAAUUAAUAAUAUUAUAAUAAAUAUGUUACUAAAAAUCAGUUCAAUUAAUUACAAUUACAUUUAUGAUACCAUUAAUGAAUAUGCGGCUAUUGAUAACAGAAAAAUUUGUAAAUAAUUAUUUCAAAAAUUCACGAAAAAAAAAAACAACAUUACAAUACGUAUUAAUACAUAUUUGUAUUAAUUAACCGAACAAGGUUCAAGGUUCCCCAUAGCAAACGUUACAGUACAUACGCGGCUACAGGUACACGUACGACUGCUUGAAAAUUUUUCAUUAUACCACCAAUACAGAGCUUACUCAAUCAGCCGUAGAUAUACAUUGUGGCGCUUGUGCGGUCCUAAUGAGAUGAAAAGAUUAAUUAGUUUUUGGAUAAAAAAAGAAGAUUAUUUUUUCUUUCAUCUAAAGAAAUAAACUAGUAUUAUAUCUUAAUGAGAUCUUUAUUCGAUAUGUUUCUUUUUUAACAAUGAGCAAUAAAAGAGAGAGUACUAAUUGUCAAAAUUCUUUAUCAUCCAAACAAAUAAAACCUAAUGAAUGUGCUGAAAAUCCAGGACCGUCGACAAAGAAGACUAAUGUACGACUUAAUACUCUUCUUGUUAGUCCAAAACAAAAAGGGAAUCCUUUGUUGAAAUUUAUAAUCAAUAUACCUUGGGAAUAUUCUGAAAUUGUACCAGAUUAUGUGAUGGGAAAGACUACAUGUGCUCUUUUUUUAUCGAUAAGAUAUCAUCAAUUAAAUCCAGAUUACAUUCAUGAUCGUCUGAAAUUAUUAGGUAAUGCGUACAAUCUUCGAGUACUUUUGGUUCAGGUAGAUGUUGCUGAUCCACAUCAUGCAUUAAAACAUUUGACACGGAUAUGUAUACUUGCUGAUUUAACGUUAAUGUUAGCUUGGAACGCAGAGGAUGCAGGAAAGAUUAUAGAAACUUAUAAAAUUUAUGAGAACAAACCACCUGAUAUAAUAAUGGAUCGCAGCGGAACAGCUCCUUAUCAAAAAUUGAUUAACGCUUUUACUACGGUUAGGUCUGUUAACAAAACAGAUGCAACUACACUUUUGUCAACAUUUGGCACAUUGAAAGAUAUAGCUAAUGCAUCAACUGAUACCUUAGCUUUAUGUCCUGGAUUUAGUUUUUUAAAAGCAGAACGACUACAUAAAGUAUUGCAUGAGCCAUUUUUACAAAUGGAGAAAUCAGAAAAAUAACGUUUAAUACAUAUUUAUUAACAAUAUUUAUUAUUUCUAUUAAUAUAAGUAUUUUUAUAUGUUAGAUAAUAUUUUUUCAUAAAUUAGCAAGAUAUUGUUAAAAAUAAAUGAAUGUGAUCCAAAAUUAUGUGUAAGAUUUAUUUAAGAAUACAUGUAUGUGGAUAUAGUUUUACAAAAAUAAUCAUUGAAAGAAAUCAAAUAAAAAUUUACCUGAAUCUUACA